This is a messenger RNA of Gambusia affinis (western mosquitofish), 7025 nucleotides long. RefSeq names its product immunoglobulin-like and fibronectin type III domain-containing protein 1. Bases 889 to 5277 code for a protein of 1462 amino acids. The record is from RefSeq and is a predicted model, not a curated record. Gene Ontology annotation, molecular function: protein binding. The transcript has 23 exons. Lineage: Eukaryota; Metazoa; Chordata; Actinopteri; Cyprinodontiformes; Poeciliidae.
GGAGGAACUCCAACUGUCAGUGACAAUUUAUUUGCUCUUUAGCCUUUAAUGCUAUGAUAUCUCACCAAAGAAGAUACGGACAGAAACAGUGAUGAGAUCACCCAAUUCAUUCAUAACAAAGACAAGAAAGAACUAUCAAGUUACACCGGUGAGAACUGCCUUCUGGUUAUGGUGCUUUUCUCUUUCCCCAAGAACAGAAUCACAAAAAUUUAGUCAAAGAAGAUUGAAUUAAACCAAGCUGGAACCACCAAAGAAAAUCAUCACAGAAAACCUCUCUGUUCCUGAUGAAAUGGGGUAACAAAAAAAAUGACUGAACGUCCAACACAUGACCUGAUGGCAACAUGGGAGGCAAUGCACCACAUUAGGGAUGCUUUCAAAUAAUCACAGAAUUUAACCAUUAUCUUUCUAAAAUGGAUUUUCUUACAACCUGCUUUUCUCCAAGUAUUACCUGAAUUAAUCUCAAGCACCAAGCAGAAAUCAUCCUGAGAAGUCUGCAAUGUGGAAAUAUGUAAGAAAACUUCAUGUUGAGUCUUAACAGUUGCACGGCACAGCUCUUCCACGCCAUAUAACAUGCUGCAUUAUCUUUUGUCUAUCACUAAUAGUUUUUGUUGUGUUGUCAGUCUCUGCGUAUUUGAUCUGCAGAUAUUCUGUGUUGUAUUUGUCCACCCAACCUUGGGUUACAAACUGUAUAUAUUAUGUGGUCCCUUGUGUUUCUUCUGUGUCCUUAAUCCUGUCAAAGUUCCAACCUGCCAUGGUUCUUCUGUCAGGAUUUAUAUUUACCUGUCCUGUGCCUUUUUCUUCUGUCAUGUUGCGUGUUAAAUCGACGGUUCUGAGGGAGUACACCAGGACAACAAAGGCAUCAAGAAGAAAUCAAAAGUGCCUGGUGUCAUGAUUACACAGUUUAUGGAGGAACUUCCUGAAGGAAAAACAACUCCAGAUUUCACACGGAAACCCAUAGCCCUUACUAUCCAAGAGGGCAAAUUUGCAUACUUUAAAGCCAUUGUGGUGGGAGAUCCAACACCUACUGUAACAUGGAGCAGAGCAAAUGGAGAAAUAAUUUUUCACCCUGAUGUGUGUCAACAAAAAUAUGAUCCGGCAUCAAAUGAACAUACUCUCGAGUUCCCUAAGGUAGCUCCAGAAGAUGCUGACACCUACAAGUGUUAUGCAGCCAAUGAGUAUGGGAGAGCUGUUUGCACCGUUAUUCUGAAUGUUAUCGAGGUGGGAUUCUCUAAGACCAAGGAACUUCAAAAGAUUCAAGGAGAAGAUGCAACGGAGUUCAGAAAAAGACUCAAAACACGUAAUCCUGAUGGAACACGUGAGGAAAAGACGAUGGAUACAAACGAAAAGGUCUGGGAAAUCCUGCUUAGUGCAGAGAAGAAAGAUUACGAGCGAAUCUGUGUAGAGUAUGGCAUCACAGACUUCCGUGGCAUGUUGAAGAAACUUACUGAAAUGAAAAAAGAGCGUGAAGAGGAGAUUGCACAGUUUAUCUCACAUAUCAGGACCCUCAAACCUAUAGAGGUCAAAGAUGAUGACUGUGCAACAAUUGAGUUGGAUAUGGACCUCUUAGAUUCUGGCAGCAAAAUAUUUCUGUACAAGGAUGGUGUCAUGGUGCCAUUCGCAAAGGAAGAGGGAGAAGGAAUGAAGCAUAAUUUAAAACAAGUUGGGAAAAAAUAUGUGUUCACAAUCAAAAAUCUAAGUAAGAAUGAUGCAGGGCUCUACUCUGUGGAUGUUGAGGGAGUCAAUGUAUUUUCCACAGAUUUUAAAGUGCCUGAAGUUGACUUUGCUGUCAAAAUUCAAGAGGUUAAGGCGGAAGAACGAGAGGAUGCUCUCUUUCAGUGUGUGCUCACUGCACCAAUGAAUGAGAUCAAAUGGUAUGGCAAAAGCACUCUGCUGACAAAUAAUGAGAAGCAUGAGAUCAUUGUAUCUGAAGAUAAACUCAUCCAUAAGUUGAUUGUGCGGGACUGCCUGCCUCUGGAUGGUGGCAUUUAUGCUGCUGUGGCAGGAAUCAAGUCUUGCAAUGCCUGGCUUGUGAUUGAGGUGGAGAAAGAUCCAGCCAAAAAGGGCAAAAAGGCAGCACGGAAAACCACCAUUGCUGGAGCCGGCAAUGAUGAAGAACUGCUGAGAAUAGCAAAGGAACAGCAAGAAAGAUAUCAGAAAGAAAUGGAAGAAAAAGCACAACUCGCCAAAAAAGCUCAAGAAGAGAAGGAAUUGGCGGCUGCAGCUGCCCGAGCAAAGCAAAAAACAGAGGCUGAGGCUAAAGCUGCAGCAGAGGCUGAGGCCAAAGCUGCAGCAAAGGCAGCGGCUAAAGCUGCAGCGAAGGCAAAGAGAGCAGCCGCAGGCAAAGAUGGAGUUGUUAGGAAAACUAAGAAAAAAGUAGCUGGUGCUGGGGAAGGAUCUGCUGCCAACGGGGCCAGUGGGGCAACAGGGGGCGUUGUAGGUGUUGGUCCAGGUAGUGCUGCAGGUGGAGCUGCUGCUGGUACUGCAUGCGGAGCUGCUGGUGCUGCAGGUGGAGGAGCAGGAGGUGCUGCAGGUGGGGGUGCAGGAAGUGCUGCAGGUGGAGGAGCAGGAGGUGCUGUAGGUGGGGGUGCAGGAGGUGCUACAGGCGUUGCUGGUGGUGCUGCAGGAGUUGGAGGGAGAGAUGGGAGUGGAGCUGCAGGUGGGGCUGGAGGCAUUGAGGAUGGAGAUGUGGAAGGAGGUUCUGAGGUUGAAAGCGAUGAGGAUUCAUUUGAAGAUUCAGAUGAGGAUAUUGAGGGAGAAAGAGUGGGAGGAAAAGGAAGGGAAGGAGUAAAGGAAGGAGAAGGAGAGAAGGAGGAUGUGGGAGGCGAAGGAGAAGAGGGAGGGGAGCGGAGAAAACGAGUAAGAGCUGGCCCACUGGUUCCUGAUACAGUUGUAGACCCAGGUGUUCACUUUCACGCUGGACUUUCUGACUGCAAAGCCAUUAUUGGAGAAGCAGCAGAGUUAGAGUGUAAAGUAAGCAGUGAAGAGUGUGUAGGAAUCUGGUACAAAGAUGGAGCUGAGAUUCAGUCAUCUGAGAGUUUAACAAUUUCAAAAGAAGGAUGCUUCCACAGGCUUAAAAUCCUCAAAGUCACAGAGGAAAAUGCUGGAAAAUAUAAAUUUGAAGCCGAUGGCCGAAAAACCGAGGCUGAAAUUGCUGUUGAAGAUCCCCCUCGAUUUGAUAAAGAGGAGCUAGAAGCUUUUAUAGCUCCUGUGACAGUAAAGAAGGGACACAAAGCUACUUAUAAAUUGUCUUACAUUGGCCGGGAGCCAAUAAAAGUCCAAUGGUACCUUGAGGGUGAAGAACUUUCAAGUGAAGGCAAUAUAAAUAUUGAGACUUCAGAUGGAACCAGUCGUUUGCUGCUGAUGAAGCUGCAGCGCAAAGACAGUGGCGAAAUCAAGAUAAAACUGAAAAAUGUGUUUGGGACAAUAGAGGCCAUAAGUCAGCUAAAUGUACUUGAUAAACCUACAUCUCCAAUGGGACCUCUGGAGAUUGUUGAAGCCUCCUCCUCUGUAAUUGAUUUCAAGUGGAGACCCCCGAAGGACAGUGGUGGAUGCAAGAUACAAAACUACAUCCUUGAACGACAACAAGUUGGACGGAACACCUGGAAGAAGGUCGGACCAAUUGGUCCUGAGGCCAAGUAUAGAGACUCUGACGUGGAUCAUGGAAGGAGAUACUGCUAUCGUAUCAGAGUGGAGACUGAAAUAGGAACCAGUGAAAUGAUGGAAACUGAGGAUAUUCAGGCUGGAACAAAAGCAUAUCCUGCACCUCCAUCAGCACCAAAGGUUGCCAGUGCCUUUAAGGACUGCAUCAACCUCACAUGGUCCCCUCCUGCUGACACUGGAGGAACCAGCAUUCUGGGAUACAACCUGGAAAAACGCAAGAAGGGCAGCAACCUCUGGGGCCAAGUUAAUCCCCCAAAUCAGAUUAUUAAAGGUAAAGGAUUUGCUGUAAAAGAUGUGGUUGAGGGCAUGGAGUACGAGUUCCGUGUGUCUGCAGUCAAUGACUCUGGAGCUGGCGAAUUCAGCACUCCAUCCGAGUUUGUUUUUGCCAGAGACCCUAAAAAACCUCCUGGUAAAGUGCUUGAUUUGAAAGUGACAGAUUCCACCUACACAAACCUGUCCCUGUCUUGGAACAAGCCCAAAGACAUUAAGGGAGAGGAGGAUGAAGCAAAGGGAUAUUUUGUGGAAAUCAGGCCUGCAGAAAACACAGACUGGGAUCGAUGUAAUUCUAAUGCAAUAACCAUGACUACAUAUACGGUAAAGGGCAUGAAGUCAAUGGCCAUGUACUGGGUGAGAGUUAUUGCUACUAAUGAUGGAGGUGAGGGAGUGCCUCAGGAACUGGACAAUUACAUUCUCGCUAUGCCCCCUCCUGUGAGACCACGAUUCACAGAUGCCAAAAUCAAGAGUUUCAUGAUUGUGAGAGCAGGAAAUUCUGCAAGAUUCACCAUUAACUUUCAGGCUUCACCAUGGCCAGAGGUAACCUGGCUAAAGGAUGGCGUGCCAGUGUCUAAAAAGGUCACCAUCAGCAAUGCUGAGGGUACAUCCCAGCUUUUGAUUCCUUCAGCAGAACGUUCAGAUACCGGCAUCUAUACUAUCAUUGUCAAAAACAUUGUAGGACAGGAAACAUUUAGCAUUGAAAUUAGAGUCACAGAUGAGCCGAAGCCACCAGGUCCUGUGGAUCUCGAUGAAAACGUUCCUGGCACAGUAACCAUUUCAUGGGCUGCGUCUCCAGAUGAGAAGCGGGAUGACAGGCUGCACUACAUGGUGACAAAGAGAGAUUCAGUUAAGAGAACUUGGAACACCAUUGCAGAUCGAAUCUUCAACAACAAAUUUACGGCCUGCAACAUCAUGCCGGGUCGAGAAUACCAAUUUAGAGUUUAUGCCAAGAAUGACAUGGGCUCCUCUAAACCAUCCGAAUCUGCAAAGUGGCUCAUUCCUGCCAAAAAAGAAAAAUUCACUGUGAAGAUGCCAGAGUCCAAAGCCUGUGACCUGCAAUGUCCUCCUAAAUUCCUUGUCCCACUGAAAAUGCACACUGCUCCACAAGGCUAUGAAUGCUACAUGAGCUGUGCCGUAAAAGGAGAUCCAACACCUCAUGUGACAUGGCUCCGCAACAACAUCAGUCUGAAUACCAACACCAACUACUUCAUCUCCAACACCUGUGGGGUCUGCUCUAUGCUAAUAUUAAGGGUGGGAACCAAGGAUACAGGGGAAUACAAAAUUGUUGCAGAAAAUGCUUUAGGAAGAGCAGAGAGUUCAACUAAACUCACAGUCAGAGAAUAAAGGGAUCUACAGACGAUGCCACAUAAGCCACACAGUUGGAAAUUGACAUGCGUUUUACAAACAAGCAAAUCCCAGACAUGUGUAAAAUGUACAUUCAGUGUCACAAAUGAAGCCUUUUCUCGAAAAGUCGAUCGGCAAAAUAUUAAUGUGAAAAGUAUAAAAAAAAACUAGGUUGCCACCAGAGGUCGCGCUAGUCUUUUUUUGUUUUCUGUCAUUUUGACCGACAGCAUUGGAAAAAAAAAAAAAAAAAAAGCGGUCAUGUGCUAUUUUUACCCGUCAAAUUAUAAUUAUAUUAACAUAGGCUAUUUAGUUAAUAUUCACUUAGUUGAACUGUGAAUCCAGAUCCUAUCGCACAUAAAGCAGAUGAAAGCAUCUAACUUUUUCUCCGUAGUGACAAAAACCACUGACUGUGGCCCCGAUAACUUAGAAUACUUUGAAUUAAAUGACUCCAUUUAAAUUACAAGCACUUAACCUCCUGGGGACUGAACGCACAGCACCUCACAAAUUCCUCUUGGUCACAUCUGCAGAGAAACUUGCACUAGUUCAUCAGUCGGUUAGAUCUGUUGGAUCCAAACCUAUCAAUUGAACUCUUAACUUUUUACCCUGUGUGCCGUCCGGUGUGCACUUUUACGAGGAUUUUGUAGUGUGGUUUUGCUUCCCCGGAACUGCUGCGCUCAUCCUGAGCGCCCCUCUCUUUCUGGGUACGGUAACAUCUUCUUUAUCUAUAGGGUAAUGUUGAAAAUGCAAUGUGAGUUAAGUUAAAUUCUUUGCAGCGGCGGAACCGCGUUCACAUUGGUUGGGCAGCGGAUUGCGCAUUUUACGGUCUAAUUAAUUUCAGCACCUUUAUUUAUUUCUUUAAGAUAAACUGCCAGCUCCUCUGUUUAGCAGGGGUGGGCAACUCCAGGCCUUGAGGGCCGGUCUCCUGCAACUUUUAGAUGCAUGUCUACUUCAAAACACCCAAGUCAAAUAAUGAGGUCAUUAGCAGGACUCUGGAUAACCUGACUGCACUAAGGAGGUGAUUCAGCUAUUGGAUGAACGACGGGCUUCAACUUUUCCUGUCCUUUAAGAAAACGACUGGUCAAAUACGGAAAAUAUUCCUUUAACGAGAUCUCUGGUUGCCACAUAUUCUUUACAGAUCUAGUAUUAUUUAUUUAACCUGUUUUAUUUUGUUAAACUUGAAGGCUGAAUAUACAAAAUACAAAUUAUAUAUUACACUUAACUUUUUGCCACUUGAGUACCUGAAAGGAUUCAUUGAUUUGAUUCUACUGUGAAUGGCUGAAUUAAUGAUUUUAACAUGAAGGUGAUAUCAUUUUCUGCCAUUUCCCAUUAGGCUGUUCUGCAACAUGGUUGCCAUCAUCUUAUUCUCCUGCAGACUUUGUUUUUGUUGCCCGUUUUCUGUUGUGAGCUUACCCUAGAAUUAUGUCAAUUGUUAUAAAAUAUGGUGCAAAGGCAAAGCAACAGAAAAACAAAAAAAAUGGAUUGAUAACUAAAAAGUUUGUUUCGCGGAGUUUUGCUUUUGCUAUAAUCUAGUCAUACAAGAUAGGUUCUGAGCAAACACAUCAGGCUCCUCAGGGCUUUAUAGGAUUUUGAGUCCCUUACUCCUAAACAUCAGCAUUUCACAGUAGGAGAAAAUGAGCCCUCUUGGGAGUAGUGAAAUCAGGAGCUGUUUUAGAACUUCAAUUAAACAUUACUAUUAGAUAGCACUAGAUGUUAAUAGGUCAUUGUGAAAAUGUUCAUGUUUGUGCAUG